AAUUACAAUAGUAUCAUACACCAUAUUUUGUGUGUUGUGAUCAUAAAAUUGAAUUGAUUGUCGUUUUUUUUAAAAAAAAAGACAUUUUAAAGACAUUCAAUCUGAUGGUGAACGAAAAAAAAAACAAAACCUGUGAAAUAUCAAUAACGACGACGCCACCUUUUUAUAAUGGACAAUCGCGCAUUUUCAACGAACAAUCAAGAUGGUGUUGAUAAUAUUGAUAUCGAUAAUAAUGAUGAUUUACAAUCAUUUCAAUCAUCAAUUUCAUCAUUGGCUACUAAUCAUGUUCAUGAUAUUCUUGUUAAUCGUUCAAUAGCUUAUUGUCAGGAUUUUUACCCAACAAAUAAAACUAAUCAACAUCAUCAUCAUUAUUGUAUAAAAUCGAAAAUUUUUUUUAGAAAAAUUAAAAAAUUUUAUCAAAAACAAAAAUAUUUAUUCAAUUUACAAAAAUUAUUUUAUGAAUUUUUACCAAUAUUUCAAUGGUUACCGAAUUAUUGUUGGAAAAAUGAUAUUAUACCGGAUUUGAUUGCCGGUACAACUGUAUUAGCAUUGAAUAUACCACAAGGUUUAGCAUAUGGUCAUUUGGCUGGUGUUGGUCCAAUCAAUGGCCUUUAUGUAUCAUUAUUUCCAUUAAUAAUGUAUUCAAUAUUUGGUACAUCAAAACAUAUUUCUAUUGGUACAUUUUCGGUCAUUUCAAUUGCAUGUAAAGAUGUUAUUGAAAGUUUUCAAUUUGUUAAUGAUGAUAAUAAUCUACAACAACAACAACAAUAUGAACCAAUUGAAAUAUUAAUAACAUUAUGUUUGCUUGUCGGUAUAAUUCAGCUUAUACUAGGUAUAUUUCGAUUAGGCAUCUUAUCGAUUAUAUUAUCCGAUACAUUAAUAUCGGCAUUUAUUGUUGGCAGUGCUGUUCAUGUGUUUACAAAUCAAAUUUUUGAUUUUAUUGGUAUUGAAUCGAAAAAUGAUGAAGAUUAUCAGAUUCCUUUACCAAUGGAUAUAGUUAAUGCAUACAUUUCAUUUUUUAGCCGAAUUCAUCAUACAAAUAUUGUUACAAUGUGUAUUUCAUUAAUAUCGAUUGGAAUUUUGAUUGGUUGCAAAUAUUUUUUCGAACCAUUUUUAAUGAAAAAAUUUCAACUAAAAUCUAUUACCAUUCCGAUUGAUAUUGCAUUGGUUAUAUUGAUAACAUUAUUAUCAUAUUUGUUAGAUUUUAAUGGAAAUUAUAAUGUUCAUAUCAUACCAAAUAUUCCGGAUGGAUUUACAGGAAUGCCCAAAAUUCCAGAUACAAAUCUUAUGUUACAAAUGAUACCAAAAGCAUUAUUAAUAUGUCUGAUAUCAUAUCUGAUAACAUUAUCAUUGGGAAAAAUGUAUGGUAAAAAAUUUGGCUAUAAAAUCAAUCCAAAUCAAGAAUUAAUUGCAUUAGGAACGGCCAAUAUAUUUUCAUCAUUUUUUCUUUGUUUUCCAUGUUGUGCAUCAUUAUCACGUUCGGCUGUACAACAACGUGUUGGUGGCCGUACACAAUUAGUCAGUAUAAUAUCAUCAAUAUUGAUGGUAAUAGUUUUAUCAUUACUUUCAACAUAUCUACGUACAUUACCGAAGUGUGUACUUUCAGCAAUCAUUUCGGUAGCCAUUUUUUCUACAUUAAAACGUAUACGUGAAUUAAAACAAGCAUGGAAAAUUUCCCGAUUAGAUGGCAUACUUUGGUUGAUAACAUUUUUAUUUGUCAUAUUAUUUGGUGUUGAUAAUGGUCUACUUUAUUCAAUAUUAUUUUCAUUUAUAAUAUUAAUUGCUAAAUUAAUAUCACCAACAAUCAAACUAAAAUUUCAACAAAAUGAUACGGAAAUUUUUCUGGAAAUAAGUAAUUCACAAUUUGAUCAUAAUCGUGAAAGAUUUUUUUAUUGUUUAAAUCAACAAAAUCGUUUGGUUGUAUUUGAAUUUCAAGGUCCAUUAAUGUUUAUAAAUGCAUUAUAUUUUCGUACACAAUUUUAUUCAAUUAUUGGUCGUUUUAUUGUCGAAUUGUACGAACAUGAACAUCGUAAUGUUAUUCCUAUCGCUGCUGAUGAUGAUAAUAAUAAUAAUCAAACCAUAACAGAAAACAAUAAAAAUUUUGAACCAUAUCGUAUUAUAUUAGAUUGUAGCCGUAUGACUUAUAUUGAUCAGAAAGGUGUUGAAGCAUUAACCGAAACUAUUGAUUUAUUAGAAAAAUAUAAUGCCCAAUUAAUAUUAACAUCUUGUUCACAAUUGGUAUAUGAAAAUUUGGAAAAAUUUAAAUUUUUUAACAAAUUCAGUCGCUAUGAUUGUUAUAUAUCAGUUAUUGAUGCUAUUAUUAUGUUUAAAAAAUAAAAUCAAAAUAUGUUUUUUAUUAUCUUUAUUUUUUCAAAUUUUAAAAAAUCAAUAAUCAUAAAGG
Molecule: messenger RNA, 2401 nt
Organism: Dermatophagoides pteronyssinus (European house dust mite)
Lineage: Eukaryota; Metazoa; Arthropoda; Arachnida; Sarcoptiformes; Pyroglyphidae
Product: anion exchange transporter-like
Biological process (GO): transmembrane transport
Cellular component (GO): membrane
Source: RefSeq, a predicted model, not a curated record